This is a messenger RNA of Naegleria fowleri, 777 nucleotides long. RefSeq lists its product as uncharacterized. The coding region runs from base 1 to 777 and encodes 258 amino acids. The record is from RefSeq and is a predicted model, not a curated record. Lineage: Eukaryota; Heterolobosea; Eutetramitea; Acrasida; Naegleriidae. The transcript has a single exon.
AUGAUGAAACAAACCUCAAGUGGUAGUUCAACCAUUUAUCAUCACGCACAGAAUAUUCCGAAAGAAACACCAUUGUCAUUGAAACAAUUGAAAAACUAUUUCGUACUCAAGCAAUUUAAACAUUGUAUUUCCUUUAUCCAACAACAUUUCGGAAGUGAUUGGCAAAGUAUUUCUGGCAAUUCAUCAUUUUCUUUAUCUCAAAAACAGAAUAUUUUCUCAAUACUUAUUCAGUGUUAUUAUGAAACAAAAGAAUAUUCAGCAAUUCAUCGGCUAUUUGAAAAAUCAAGAAAUAACAUUCCUUCCCAAUGUCUCAAAUUAUAUAUUGAAUUUUGUUUAAAAUUGAAAUUAUUUGAAAAGGCCAACGAGAUGAUCUUUGAUGAUAAUCAACUCUCGGAACAAGAAAGAAGAAAUUUGGAAAAUCAGUUACAUAAAGAGAGAUUGGAACAAGAAGCACUCAUGGAAACAGCUAAACAAACAAAGGCCUAUUCAUCAUUACUUUCAUCCAUGUACAUCACAAAACCUUCACAUGAGGAGUAUGAAACGAGCACAUUCGCUUCUCAAAAUAAGUUUGAACAUUCUGAAUCAUCGUACAGUCAUGGCUCCAAUAAUUUCCAAAUAGCUCACCAGGAGCACAAAGUAGAGCAACACAAACCUUCCAACAGGAUAUCCUCUCUAGCCUCCCUUACAAGAUAUAUUUUAGACUUUAUUAGCAAUUACAAGGUUGAAUUGGCUUUGCAUGUUGUUUCGUUCGUUGUGCUUUAUGUUUUACUGAAAUAA